GAUGAAUCAAGGAGAGUAUAUCUCUUUGAAGAGUGAGUGCAUCUGCGAAUCUGUCGGUCUUACAAGCGGUGGAGCAAAUCCCGCAGGCCGUGCGCAGCAGUCAGAGACGGGAUCGCAAAAGAGCUUCCGGCAGGUUGAUCAUCUCGCUUCUCGAAAACAGCUCAUAUACCCUUCAAUAACUUUAGAAAAACCCUUCAUCAGGACGCUCAUCAGAAACCGUCAACAAAUAGGCCGAUCAACUGACGUUCUGAUCGCUCGCCCUUUCAUCAAUAGCCUCGGAAUUUUCACCAUCCUUUGGGGCCGAUUAAAGGUUUUCCAUUAGAAUCACGACCGACCGAUCAUGUCUCAAGAGUCUAAAACAGUGGACAACGAGCGAAAGGAGCUGCCGAGAGCGGGAGGAUCGGGUGUAGCAAUGAGUCAUCGAGAGGGGAAAUAUAUCAUUCAAGUCACUCCCGAAUACUUCGACACUCGACAACGUAGAUGGAUCGCGAGUAGGACCGUCCGCACGAUCGCACCUGAGUACAUGUCUCCCGUUGGCGCUUCAUCGACGGGAGUGCACCCUACCCCUAUCCAGAAAGAUACAAGUGUGAAUGGCGAGAGAGUCCAGGAAGCGAAUUCGUCAACGAAUACUCAAUCGAUCUCCAUCGCCACUAGCGAGAAUAGGCGCGAACAUUCACUUGGACUCCAAGGUGGACGACCAGUCGCGGCUCCGAGAUCAUCAUUGGCCGUCGUCCAACCCACAGCUACCACUGGAGACAAGCGCAAGCAUAACGAGCUCGAAAAAGACUCGCCCGCCGGCAAGGAGAAUGAUCAAGCCGUCAACAAGAGACAUCGGCUUGGCCAGUUCUCAGUCAACAUCGACGUGAGGUGGGGGGAUGAGACUAAAGCCGAGAAAUAUACCAUGAAGAAUGAGUGCGCACCGUACAAGGAUUUGGAAGGGAUGUUCAAUAGGUCGCGAGACGAGGUCUUGGCAAGGUAUCAACGUCGAGCUUUAGGCUUGUCUAAAGACGACGACCUCCCAAAGACCGAAUCCGAGGCGCCCGAAAGCGAGACCAGCAAAGCCAAGCGAGAAGCGGCGGAGACGAAAGCGAUCGACGAUCGCUACUACAAUCUAGCAAACCGGAGGAUCGAUGUUGAGAUGAAGGAAGUUUUGCUGGUCAAGGAGCAAAGAUGGAGGACCGAAGCUGAGGCCAAGCUAGUCGAAGUGAAGCUCGCUGAAGUCAAGCUGGUCGAGGCUAGGCUUCAUUUGCAGUGGGCGAAGAACGAAAAUCUUAGGAUCAGGAACAACGGAAGAGGGAAAGGACGCACAGGAAAUACGGAUUCCGACUUCUCGACUUCCGACCUGUCUGACCUUUCGGACGAGGGCUCCGACUGGUGAAUCGGCAUCGAAGCGG
Messenger RNA from Filobasidium floriforme, 1394 nucleotides. RefSeq lists its product as uncharacterized. The record is from RefSeq and is a predicted model, not a curated record. NCBI's taxonomy places the organism in Eukaryota, Fungi, Basidiomycota, Tremellomycetes, Filobasidiales, Filobasidiaceae. The coding region runs from base 341 to 1378 and encodes 345 amino acids. The transcript has 8 exons.